AUGGCACUGAAAAUUUUCGUUCAACAAGGCGUUAGCCUUUAUGGUAACGAUUUUGUUAGCUAUAAUGUCCAUGGUUUAUUGCAUCUUGUAGACGAUGUCGAACGUUUUAGCCCGGCGGACGAGUAUUCGGCAUUCCCGUACGAGAAUGCAAUAAAAGUAUUUCGUCGAUACGUAAGGAAGCCACAUCUGAGUCUGCAGCAAAUAGCAAACAGAAUAGCAGAACGUGUUCAGGUAGUUGUUCUCCGCCUGCGCAUAAAUCAGUAUGAUCAAGCUCCAAACACUCUCGCGGCUGCUGCAAAGAAUCGUAAUUAUUCGAAGCCGAAUUGGUCAGAAUUUACCGAUGCGAUGGGCAACGCGCUCAGAAGUUCCAAGCAGCGUCAUCGCAACGCUCUCAACAAAAUGGAGAAUCAAAAGGCAAGGAAACGGUCCACCCGUAAAUCGUCAUCAGCGCAUCGAAAAUCGCCAGCGGUCGAACUCACCAAUGGAUCACGAUUUUCACCGUUGUCCUCGAUUAAUUCAAUGGAGAAUCUAAGAAAAAUACAAGAAGGUGGUCCAUCUGCAAAUCGUUACCAGCGCAACGAAACUCGCCAGCUUUCGAGGCCCAACUCACGAAUGGAUCGCGGAGGAAACGAAUCUCGAAUGGGAAACUUUGAUGGUGAUAUAGGACGGCAGAGCCGUGAUGACCGAAGCGCCCAUCACAGCGUAAACCAACGAAACCGUCUACAAAGAUUUUCAUUGUCGUCCUCGCUAAGUUCAACGGUUUCAAGGGAGAGAUCUCGCUCUCGCAAUCGGACAUUUCAAAAGGAUUGUGUAGCUUCUAUUUUCGUCACUGCCAGCUCAGAUGGAAAAACUUUAGUGGUGACCAAAAUAAACAAUACUCAUAGUCACAUUUGCUCAAAGGAAUUGUUUAAUUUUUUACCACAAAUACGUGGUUUAUCAGCGAUUGAAAAAACAAAAGCGCGCGAGUUACUUGACCUGCAAGCAAACAAAAAACUUGUGAGGCAAAAAUGCGUGGAUGAUUUUGGAAAACAAAUUUUGUUGAAAGAUCUUUCAAACAUCAUGAAAAGACAAGGAAGUCAUAAUAACUUGAAGACCACUGUCGAAAAAUUGGAAAAAAAAUUUGGAGCCGAAUGCCAUAUUUACGAAGAAGACACUGAAAUGAAGGGCCUAUUUUUUGUAACAAAACAAAUGAGGGAUGCAAUGGAUGCGUAUCCGGAAUUUGUGGGCAUUGACGGCACUUUCAAAUUGCUCAAUAUUCGAGCUCCAAUCUAUUUAAUGGUUGUGGAAGACUCCGAAGGUAGCACUGAAAUUAUUGCAGUUUGCAUACUCGUCAACGAGGAUGAAGACAGCAUGGCUUGGCUGCUACAAACUUUCAAAUGAGUCAUCCGUCAUGGUUAAACAUCAAAACAGUCAUGGCAGAUAAAGAUUUGCUUGAGAGACGAGUUAUUAAACGCGAAUUUGGAUCCGUCAAGGUUCUCAUCUGUUCUUUUCAUUCCUUACGAACCUUUAAUAGGGAGAUCAGUUGUGAAAAACUGGCAAUUACGCCAGAACAGCGAGAUGCAGCAAAAAAAUAUUCCAAAAAAUGCUCUCAGCAACGGAGUCGGAGUUUAUGGAAUAUUACGACGAAUGCAUGAAAAUACCACAAUCGGCGAUAUUGGAAUAUUUCAAUAAAAAUUGGCACGAUAUUCGCAAUGAAUGGACCUUGUCAAGGGACUUCAUGCAAUAUACCUUUUUAAACACGACCAAUAAUAGGAUUUAGUCGUUGAAUGCAAAAUUAAAAAGCGUCGUCAAGUUAUAUAGCACAUUGGAAGAAUUCGUCGAAAAUUUCUUUUUGUUAGUUGCGUGUUUGCAUUCUGAGCGCGACUUCAGAGCUGCUUAUAACUAUCAAAAAACUUUGGUAAUUCCGUUCGAUGAAGACAGUGCAGAAUCAUCGUAUUAUCAUUACGUGACGAGAUUUGCAUAUGAUUUUGUAAAGAAAGAGUUGGAUAGCUUCAGACGUGGAAAGCUUGUGAUGAUUCAUGAGAACGACGGUCAAAUUGAGUUUCGAUUAGGCAGGUCGAGAGUAGUGGCGACUUCGAAGUCUUGUGAAUAUCCAGCGUUUGUUUCGAUGAUGCUGCCGUGCCGGUUUAUAUUUGAUUGCGUUCAUUUCUUUUUAAUUUUUCAUUUGACAUAAAGUUGAUGGUAUUUUCGUUCCUUGAACUGUUCGUUAUUUGCCGGUGCAUUAACUUUUGUAGCCACAUAUUUGCUGUCAAAGAGCAAUUGAAAGAUUUAUAUGACGUCACGAUCUGCAAUCAACGGUGGACCAAGCAAUACUAUUGCAAUACGCAACGUAUUUUCAAAGGUGGACAGUUGGAAGCUGAGGAAACUGAGGACUUUUCAACAUUGACAAUUUCUUCAAAACCUCCAAAACGUGUGAUCACAUCAGAAAAUUAGCGUUACAGGAUGCUCCGAAUCAUCACAAAUCAACUCAACACUCUGGGAUGUGAAGUUACUGGCCAGAAGUUCUUAGAUCGUUUGAAAUUUUUUAAUUCAGUAAAACAAGCUUGGAUUGAGAAUCGUAACGUUCAUCUUUCCACGGGACUAGUACCGAUGCAGCCGUCUGUAAUCACGAGUACGCCGGAACUUAAUAGUGUUCAGCCGGAUAUGAUUUUUGAUCAGUUUUUAUCCGAAAUCCCUAGCGAUGAAAUAUAAUGGGUUUGGCUCGAAGAUAUUGAAAAUUCGGCGGAAGAAAGUAGGGACAGUGAAGGGUCCGAAAAAGAUGUUGAAGAAACAUUAACGCAUUCAUCAAAUUUUAUACCGACUGUGAUGAACGAUGUAGACAGUUUACAAUGUACGGAUGCCAUGUCGACAACCGAAAAUGAUUGCCGCUAUCGAAAUUUGAAUUUAAUUAACAUCACAGUACCUUGCGCUGUCAAGCGGAGAGGUCGUCCGAAAGGAUCCGAUAAAACUGUAAUCGGGUUAUCCAAAAAAUGUAAGAAAUCGUCAGUAACGAGAAAAAUCCCUUUCAAAAAAUUGGGAUGCAAAGAAAAAGCAAUAUUGAUACUUCGUUGGUUGGUUGAUGAAGAAAGGGCUUUGUCAGCGGUUCACUACGAUGACGUUGUUAAUAUUGAUUUCAUCAAAAAAUGAUUUUCUCAAGAUGCUUGGGCAGUUGUAAAGCAGGUUAUAAAUCGAAUCCGGAGAAGGUUCAUUUUUUCACUAUCCCUAAGAACCCGGAAAGUGAACAGUUAUGGAAAAGUGCUGUGCGACGAAAAGGGAAUUUGGGAAAAAUUGGUAAAGCAGUAUGCGAGAAACAUUUCCACAAGAGUGACAUUGUUUGGGAACGGCAAUUUCUGAGUCCUGAUGGAAAAGUUCUUGGAGUGGUGAGUUUGAUCAUUCUUUUUUGGCUAUAAAGCUGAAUUUUCAUUUCUUUAAUGUAAUAUUCGAAUGUCAAAAUAAAAUUUCAGGGGAAAUACAAAGUUCCUCGCUUAAAAAAAGGAUGCGUUCCAUCACUUUUUCCAUGGGUGGAGACUGUGGAAACAGA
Molecule: messenger RNA, 3520 nt
Organism: Venturia canescens
Lineage: Eukaryota; Metazoa; Arthropoda; Insecta; Hymenoptera; Ichneumonidae
Exons: 8
Coding region: 1-1380 (459 amino acids)
Source: RefSeq, a predicted model, not a curated record